Molecule: messenger RNA, 1110 nt
Organism: Fusarium odoratissimum NRRL 54006
Lineage: Eukaryota; Fungi; Ascomycota; Sordariomycetes; Hypocreales; Nectriaceae
Exons: 1
Coding region: 148-1110 (320 amino acids)
Molecular function (GO): oxidoreductase activity
Source: RefSeq, a predicted model, not a curated record
CACUGAUCUUCCAAAAUCACUUCGUCAUAUAAAACUAUACCUUCAACAUCAUACUGAACCUGUCACUUUAUUAUCUCCAGGUAUUUGCAAACUCAAUUACAAAGGCUACAUCUCAUUUUAUCCUCAUUUUCUAAUCAAUCCAUCGUAAUGUCUGUCAGGGGCCGCGUUGCCAUUGUAACUGGAGCAGGAGGAGGUCUUGGGCGAGAAUACGCCCUCUUGCUUGGAAAGCUUGGAGCCAAAGUCGUAGUGAACGACUACGGCGGUACACUUGAAGGCCAACCUGGAACCAUUUCCAGGGCCCAGUCAGUGGUAGAUGAGAUCAGAGCAGCCGACGGCAGUGCUAUUGCCGACGGACACGACGUUUCCAUCCAGACGCAAGCUCAAGCCAUCGUCAUCAAUUGCCUUGCUGAAUACGGCCGUGUUGACAUCCUCGUCAACAAUGCCGGUAUCUCGGGAAAGCCAAGUUCUCAUGCAGCGCUCGAUGCACCGGCUUUCAUGAGGGUCAUUGAGAUCGGGGUCCUAGGAGCGCAGCUUAUGACAAGUGCUGUUUGGUCUACGAUGGAGAAGCAAGGACACGGUCGAAUCGUCAACGUAUCUUCAGAUGCCAUCAUUGGAUUCGGCGCUGGUGGCGACUGCGCCUAUUCAGCUUCCAAAGGCGCAGUCUUUGCCAUCACCCAAGAUCUUGGGCGGUUCUCGCCGUCAUGUGGAAUCAAGCUCAACGCCAUCUUGCCGUCGGGUGCAUCACGAAUGGGAGAUCUCUCAGAGGCAUCAAAGAUGAUUACGCAGACGUACUUCGAAACCAGCAAAUGUGCGCCGUUACUCGUUGCCUUGUGUGCUGAUGAGUGCCCUGUAUCCGGGGCUUGUAUCGCUACGGGAGCUGGAAGGGCAGCUCGUGUUGCACUUGCGACGUUUCCUGGACAUACAAAUGAAACGACAGCGGAGGGGUUUCUGGAGAAUUGGAGCAAGGUUAUGGGUGAUGAGAAGGAUGUUUACAUUCCCAAGGAUACUUUGGAUCAUGUACGGUACGGAGUUCGCUUGGCGUCUGGACUGGAGGUGCCUGAGUUGCCAUCAUUGGGCAUCAUACCAACCACUAGCAAACAACCAUCAUAG